AUGUUGGAUGAUGAAGAAAGGUUUAGAUCUUAUCCAUGGGGCAGGGUUUCCUUUGAACUAACUAUAGAGUUUUUUAAGAAGGUUGUCAUCAAUAAGCCAUCUUCCAUUUUCCUCCAAGGAUUUCCACUAGGUUUGGUAUAUUGGGCUUUUGAAAUUAUACCAAGAUUAUCCAACCCCACUAUUGGAUUUGCACGAAGAAUAAAAAGUGAUGGACCUAGACUUACUCAAUGGGAGUCUCAAGAACCUAAUGAUUGGCAACACAUCAAUAACAAUAUUUUCAAAGCCACUGGUGCAAUUGAAGAAUUAAAAAGAGGACAAGAAGAUAUUAAGAAGGACAUCAAUGAAAAGCACAAGGAGAUUCUUGAUAUAUUGGGCCACAUAAAAAAAGCUAUCAGUGAUAAACUUCCACAAAAAGAAGAAGGUGGUGAAAAGCAAUCUCAAGAAUCUCUUGAGAAGAACAAAGCACCAUCAUCUAGUUUGGAGCUUUUAGAUGCAAGUUUGGAAGUUCUAGAGGCUGAAGUUAACACUGCUAAGGACAAGGAGGCUCAAGAUGAUCAAGAGAAUGACCAGCAAGAACAAUUGCAUGAUGAUCCUGAAGAUGAAGAGGAAGAUCAAGAAGAAAAAGAUAAAGAAGAUAUGACGAAAAAGAAUGUGAUUGAAAAGACUCUUAAAAAGAGUCUAAAAAAAUAUCGACCAAAGGUUGUCAUCGAAAAUAUAAAGGACAACAAGAGACCAAAAAGACAAGCAAAACCAACCAAGAAAAUUUUGGAGAACGCAAAGAAACAAAAGAAAGACAAAAAGAAGGUCUCUCCAAAUGUGUCUACCAAGGUGUCUCCAAGCAAAGCUACAAGGCAGUCUCCAAGGUGGAAUGACGACGCUCCAAGCUUUGAUCUCAAAAUAUCACAACUUUGA
This is a messenger RNA of Benincasa hispida (wax gourd), 912 nucleotides long. NCBI's taxonomy places the organism in Eukaryota, Viridiplantae, Streptophyta, Magnoliopsida, Cucurbitales, Cucurbitaceae. The record is from RefSeq and is a predicted model, not a curated record.